Messenger RNA from Striga hermonthica, 302 nucleotides. Lineage: Eukaryota; Viridiplantae; Streptophyta; Magnoliopsida; Lamiales; Orobanchaceae. The record is from the annotation of a GenBank genome assembly.
CGGCUGAGGUGAGAAUGUACAGGCCGAGAUCGAUGCAAGCAGCCAUGGAGUCGGCAAGGUUGCACGAGGAUCAUCUCGUAGCGGUACGGAAGGCGAGGCCGAGCGACAUGCGCAGGGAGCCUAGGCGCAAGCACGUCGCGACCGAUGAGCAGGUACCACGGUCCGAGAGCAAGCCAAUGGGAGAGGUGGUGCGAACAACGAGCAAUGUGCGACGACUUACGGACGACGAGAUGCAGCGGCGAAGGGAAAACGCCUAUGCUACACGUGCAAUGAAAAAUUCACGCCAGGCCACAAGUGCAAAG